Molecule: messenger RNA, 1211 nt
Organism: Vigna angularis (adzuki bean)
Lineage: Eukaryota; Viridiplantae; Streptophyta; Magnoliopsida; Fabales; Fabaceae
Product: caffeic acid 3-O-methyltransferase 1
Exons: 4
Coding region: 38-1135 (365 amino acids)
Biological process (GO): methylation
Molecular function (GO): protein dimerization activity; O-methyltransferase activity; S-adenosylmethionine-dependent methyltransferase activity
Source: RefSeq, a predicted model, not a curated record
CAUAUAUCUAUCUUUAUAAUUUAGGCAGAGACAGUAAAUGGCAGAGCAAAGCAUGAAAGAGGAAAGUGCAGAGGAAGUAGUAUCUGAUGAAGAAGCUUAUCUGUUUGCCAUGGAGCUAGCUGGUGCCUCUGCUGUUCCCAUGGUUCUGAAGUCAGCCAUUGAACUUGGCAUCUUGGAAACCAUAGCCAAGGCUGGUCCUGGAGCUCAUCUUUCUCCUUCUGAAAUAGCUGCUCAGAUACCAAAUAUAAAGAACCCUAAUGCACCUGCUAUGUUGGACCGCAUGUUCCGCCUUUUGGUUAGCUACAACAUCCUCAAACUUCGAUUCCCCGAUGGUAAUAUGGCUGAAAGCCACUAUGCUCUUCACCCAAAAGCCAAAUACCUUGUCAACAAUCAAGAUGCUGUCUCUGUGUCUGCUUACUUUCUCAUGGAACACGACAAAGUCCUCACAGAAAUGUGGUACAAGUUGACAGAAUCAGUUGAGGAGGGUGGAUUUCCAUUUAAAAAUGCUUAUGGAAUGAAUGCCUUUGAGUUCCAUGACGCAAAUCCAAGAUUUAAUAGGCUUUUCAAUAAGGGGUUGUCUGAUUGCUCUAGCAUCACGAUGAAGAAAAUUCUUGAGAUUUACAAAGGGUUUGAGGGUGUUGGAUCUUUGGUUGAUGUUGGGGGUGGAACUGGGGCUAUCAUCGGCAUGAUUGCCUCCAAGUACUCCUCCAUAAAGUGUCUUAAUUUUGACUUACCCCACGUUAUCAAAGAAGCUCCAUCUUAUGCAGGUGUGGAACAUGUGGGUGGAGACAUGUUUGUGAGUGUUCCAAAAGCUGACGCAAUUUUUAUGAAGUGGGUAUGUCAUGACUGGAAUGAUGAGCAAUGCUUGAAAUUGUUGAAGAACUGUUAUGAUUCUCUUCCUGACACUGGAAAGGUGAUUUUAGUUGAAGGGCUUAUUCCAGAAACUCCAAAUUCUAAGUUAGCUUCAAAGUGUGAGUUUCAAAUGGACAUUGUGAUGUUGUGUCAUAGCCCGAAUGGAAAAGAGAGAACAGAGAAAGAAUACGAGGCUUUGGCUAAAGGAGCUGGAUUCCAUGGUUUCAGAAUAACAUGUUGUGUUUUCAAUAUUUAUGUUAUGGAGUUCCUUAAAAAGGCUUAAUUUUUAUCUUCUCCCACUUGUGUUGCAGUUAUGUUUUGAGAAUAGUUUGUUGGCUAAAAAAGUUUCUUCCCUUCUA